Messenger RNA from Photinus pyralis (common eastern firefly), 1326 nucleotides. Its product is annotated as facilitated trehalose transporter Tret1-like. Gene Ontology annotation, cellular component: membrane. NCBI's taxonomy places the organism in Eukaryota, Metazoa, Arthropoda, Insecta, Coleoptera, Lampyridae. Gene Ontology annotation, molecular function: transmembrane transporter activity. Gene Ontology annotation, biological process: transmembrane transport. Bases 1 to 1326 code for a protein of 441 amino acids. The transcript is spliced from 2 exons. The record is from RefSeq and is a predicted model, not a curated record.
AUGAGUAAAAUAAAGUUCCAAGUGUUGGCUGCACUUUCAGCAACAAUCAGCGAGGUGUCCGAUGGAAUGCAGUACGCUUGGUCGGCGCCGAUAGUUCCCGUUUUGCUCUCCAAGGAUAGUCCCGUUAAGUUCGACAAAUCGCAAGCGGUUUGGAUAGAAGUGUGCCUCAUACUAGGAUCGCUCUUGGGGAUCCCGCUGACGGUUUGGUUAGUGCGGCACCUCGGAAGGAAGCGCUCGAUCUUAUUGGCGAACUGCGAAAAUUUGUUCGCGUGGCUGGUUAUAGGGACGACGAGGUCGGUUUGGGCAAUCUACCUUGCGAGGCUGGUCGCUGGUCUGUCUGCAAGUAUAGCCUUUGCCGCAGUUCCGUUAUACGGUGCUGAGAUUGCCGAUAAAAAUGUGCGUGGAUUUAUAAGCGGGUUUUUCAGCAUAAUGAUGCUGUCAGGAAACCUGUUGGUUUACUGUGUCGCGCCUUUUCUAUCCAUUGCCGGCUCUUCGGCGGUCGGAAUGUUGUUUCUGAUAGUGCAGUUGGUCACGUUUCCGUUCAUGCCCGAAAGUCCUUACCAUUACAUCGUGCAAAACAAAGUGACAGCGGCGAGGAGGUCGUUGGAAUUUUUACGAGGUACCACUGACAUUGAUGAGGAACUGGAGGAAAUGAUUGCAGGCGUUGCUCGGCAAGAAUCCGAGAGGACUUCGGUCGCUGACAUAGUGAGAGUGGAAAGUAAUCGGAAAGCUUUGCUGAUUUUGUUGGUGUUGAAUUCGGGUCAGCACUUGGCCGGAGGCAGUGUGAUAAUCAUGAAUAUUCACUCAAUUUUGGAGGGAGCAACAGGAAAAGUGGCACCAAGUACCGUUGCCAUCCUAUUCUUGUUUACCAUGUGCGUAACUGGUUUUAUAGGUUCUCGUCUGGUGGAUGUAUGGGGACGAAAGCCGUUACUGUUGAUUUCGGGUGUUCUGACGGGGGCAACACUUUUAUUGCUCGCACUAUAUUUUACAUUUCGACCUCAAAACAAUGGUUGGGUCCCAAUAACUUUAAUACUCCUAUACGCGGCCUCUUUCCGGUUCGGUUUGGGCUUGAUACCGAUAUUACUUUCAGCGGAACUGUUUCCCACAAACAUUAAGGAACUGGGGAUCACGCUAUCCGAAUCGGGAUUCACGGCGAGUUCAUGUCUGACGAUCCUUCUGUAUCCUUACGUGAACAACGCUUGGGGAUUAUCGGCUCCAUUUUAUAUUUUUAGCAUUUGCACGUUCCUCGUCUGCGUCUUCGUUGCCUACGUCGUGCCUGAAACCAAACGCAGGUCAUUAGAAGAAAUUCAAUUAUUGUUGCAAUAG